Messenger RNA from Anopheles aquasalis, 691 nucleotides. RefSeq names its product peptidyl-prolyl cis-trans isomerase FKBP2. The record is from RefSeq and is a predicted model, not a curated record. Gene Ontology annotation, cellular component: endoplasmic reticulum. NCBI's taxonomy places the organism in Eukaryota, Metazoa, Arthropoda, Insecta, Diptera, Culicidae. Gene Ontology annotation, biological process: protein peptidyl-prolyl isomerization. Gene Ontology annotation, molecular function: peptidyl-prolyl cis-trans isomerase activity.
GGUGCAUCGCGGAACGCGAAGAGGUAAAGAAGGAGGAGAAAAAUAAAAACGCCCUUCGUAUCGCGGUUUCGUGGCCGGUAAAACUGGAAAAUCGCUUCGAUAUCUUCUAAAGUAAAUCUCUGUGCCAUCGCCUAGCCAAAUGAUGGAGUUCUCUCGUCUGAUGCUGCUUUGUGUGGUCGGAUUCGCGCUGCUGCAACUUGCCAGCGCCGAAGGAAAGCUAAAGAUCGGCGUCAAGAAGCGGGUCGAUAAUUGUUCGGUUCGCACCAAGAAGGGAGAUUUGGUGCACAUGCACUACACGGGCACGCUAGAGGAUGGCACCGAGUUCGACAGUAGCAUUCCGCGCGGGGAUCCGCUCACCUUCACGCUCGGUAUGGGCCAGGUGAUCAAGGGCUGGGACCAGGGACUGCUGAACAUGUGCGAGGGCGAAAAGCGGAAGCUUAUCAUCCCACCGGAGCUGGGCUAUGGAGAGCGUGGAGCCGGCGAGAAGAUUCCUCCCAACUCGGUGCUUAUCUUCGAGGUGGAGCUCGUAAAGAUCGAACGCAAAACCGAGCUGUGAAGCACUGCCAAUGCCGGUGCUGCCGGGACUGGAUAAAGUCCCCCUCUCCCUCUCUAGCUCAUUUCCCCGUUUUGCUUAUUGUUGUACGACAGAAGGAAAGCAAUAAAAACCAAAAGUGACCAUUUCCAACCAUCA